AUGCUAAGGUGGAAAGACAAGAGACUUGGACGACAUUUGUUGUCGGUCCCACACCAAAGAAAGUUAAAAUAUUAG
This is a messenger RNA of Blumeria graminis f. sp. triticale, 75 nucleotides long. The record is from the annotation of a GenBank genome assembly. Lineage: Eukaryota; Fungi; Ascomycota; Leotiomycetes; Helotiales; Erysiphaceae.